Messenger RNA from Puccinia graminis f. sp. tritici CRL 75-36-700-3, 1746 nucleotides. RefSeq lists its product as uncharacterized. The record is from RefSeq and is a predicted model, not a curated record. Gene Ontology annotation, cellular component: cytoplasm. NCBI's taxonomy places the organism in Eukaryota, Fungi, Basidiomycota, Pucciniomycetes, Pucciniales, Pucciniaceae. Gene Ontology annotation, biological process: protein neddylation. The transcript is spliced from 6 exons. The coding region runs from base 1 to 1746 and encodes 581 amino acids. Gene Ontology annotation, molecular function: NEDD8 activating enzyme activity.
AUGAAAAGAGAAGCAGGUGAAGAUGAUUCAAAGCCACUGCCCGAGGCGCUUGCCAAUCUGGAGGAAAAAUUCAAGCAAGUCCGAGCAGAAGGGAAACGUCCAGACCAAGAAUCCGCAUUCAUCAGUCCUAACUCAGAAUCAGAGCGGCUUUGGCAGCACUUUGGCCAAAGGCGACUGGAAAAAGGGAUUGUAAAAAUCUGCGAUUGUUCAGCUACGUCGGCUCAAAUUGCCAAGAAUUUGGUUCUAUCAGGAAUAAAGACUGUUGAUAUGUACGAUACCAAAGUAGUCCGUCAAUCAGACAUAGGAAACCAUUUUUUCUUGGAUCAAGCAAGCUUAGGUCAAAAUCGAUCGAAAGAGUGUCAAAGAUUGCUCAACGAAUUAUCCACUUCCAAACGUCGACCUGUUGACUACAACGACUAUGAAGUGCUGGGCGAGGAAUACUUCGGCGGCUUUGAUGAUUUCCACGGAUUCUGGGAAUGGAAUACGCACAUCUGCGUCCGAAUGUUAGCCUACGAUGAAUGUGCUACCAGUCAAUAUUGUUGGGACUUCAAUGUGCCCACAAUAUCGGUUCAGACUUGCGGCUUAGCGGCAAGUAUUCGGGUCCAGCUUCGAGAGCAUAUUAUGAUCCCAACCAAUCCAGCCUCUCUUGCCGAUUUGAGGUUAGAUUGCCCCUUUCCAUCCUUAUCUGAAUACGUAAAUUCUUUGGAGAUGGACAAGAUGAACGAUCUUGAACAUGCUCACAUCCCGGCCGUUGUGAUCAUCAUCCGCUUUUUAGAAAUCUUCAAAUCAAAGCACGACGGAAAUUUACCUCAAGGCCCGGCUCAGCAAGAGGAAUUAAAGCAGAUGAUCUUGGCAGAAAAGAGAAAUGUGGAUGAAGAUAACUUUGACGAAGCAGUGGGCAUGAUUUGGAAUGCCUGUCAACCAACCAAAGUGCCCGAAAACGUAGAAGAAUUAUUCAAAAAUCCACAUUGUGAUAAGAUCCCCUGGCAUGACGGAUGGUUUUGGUCACUAGUGAAAACCUUACGAAACUUCGUGAAACAGAAUCCCAGCCAUCAAUUACCUUUGGCUGGAGUGCUUCCAGACAUGAAAUCGGAUACGAAAAACUAUGUCAAACUCCAAUCAAUCUAUCAUCAACAAGCCUUGAAAGACUUGGAAACGUUCAAGAAAAUUAUGGAUGACACUGACGAAUCAACAGAAGAGGAAUCUGGAGAGGAGACAGAGGGGGAGGAGGAGGAGGAGAAGGAUCGGGGCCCGGGGAAGAAGGAGGAGAAGAAGAAGGUGAAAAAGGAGGAGGAAGAAGACGAGGAGGAAGACGAGGAGGAGGAGGAAGACGAGGAGGAAGAUGAGGAAGAGUAUUGUACCGAUAUGGGGCAUUAUACUGAUGGACCCGAUCUUGACGUUUCUUCUGAGAUGCUUGAGACUUUUGUCAAAAAUUCCGCCCACAUACGUUUGAUCCAGGGAGAAAAAUACGAAUCACCACCCAAAGACUGGGUUGCCAAAUUCGAGAAGGAAUGUGAGCCUGCAAAUGAAGAAUACGUUGUUACUUGGUACUUAGCAUUCGAAGCGAUGGCCUUUUACAGGGUGAAGAACAAGGGUGCAUAUCCUGGGAUGUGUGAAGGACAAGAAGAUGAAGACUUUGAUCAACUUUCUAAGUUUGCCCUUGACCGUUUAACUGCAUCCAAAUUGCAUCAUGAGAUGGAGAAAAAGCUUCCUGAAAAACUCAAAAAAGUUUUGAAAGAAAUGUGA